Notolabrus celidotus (New Zealand spotty) is the source of this 1161-nucleotide messenger RNA. It is a transcript of the gene cfap107, whose product is annotated as chromosome 1 C1orf158 homolog. The coding region runs from base 290 to 1012 and encodes 240 amino acids. NCBI's taxonomy places the organism in Eukaryota, Metazoa, Chordata, Actinopteri, Labriformes, Labridae. The transcript is spliced from 6 exons. The record is from RefSeq and is a predicted model, not a curated record.
AGGAGGACCCAAAGUGCAAACUAACAUGAAGUUUGAAUUGACAAAAAACAACAGCAGAUAAAAUAAAACUUACUUAAACAAAUCCACUGGAAACAAAAGGACACUGGGACACAGGAUGACGUAACACUGAAGUGAGAGUGAGAGACAGACACAGCAACAAAGCUUCUCUAUUUCCCCUCCACUCCACGGUCUGUGCAGUUAUGGAGCCAGGUACAUGCACCUACAUGCAGACAACAUCCUUACAGACUUUCAGGUUCUCUUGUUAGGGGUGUUUGACACCAGGUAGAGCAUGAAGGGAGCAUGCACAGAGCCGGAUAAAUGGGCCCAACCUGGCUGGAAGAUAGAACAGAAGUACGGGAGCAAGGUGAUGGUGGGCAACUGGGCUGAAGACAGACUCCAGUUCACUCAGGAGCCAGAGAUAGCCAACAGCACAAGUCGUGUCGACUUCCGGCCCCACUGGGACUUCAAGCCAGACAUCUCUGAGAGAAGAUCUGCCCUGCUGAGAGCUGAGGGGCUUCCAUCCAAGCUGCUAUUUGCCCACGAUGGCCCAGCACCCUCGCAUUACCCGGUCACACAGUAUGAAGACAGCUACGGGCGCAGGCACAACAAUGCUUUGCCCACUCUGCGACCCUGCCAUCCCGGCAGCUUGACAUGGCAGCUUGAAAGGUCUGAACGGCCAAUUUCUGUUAUACUUAACAUGCUGUUGCACACCUUGGUUGCUGUCCCAGGACUGUCAGACAACAGGGGGCAUAGUCGUGCUGCUGUUUCAGCCAACUCUGGCGCGCUGCAGUCCACAAAGCACCGUUUGGAGAAGCAGCAGUCACGCCUCCCGUCGCUGACUGUGUACAGGUCAGCAUACCAGAAGCACCCACUUAGUGCCGUCUGCCAGAGCCGCUCUGCCAGGACUUCACGCUGGCUCUCCAGCCACCUUCAUGCAGCCAAUCACAACAACAAGGACCUAGAUCUGAGACGACGCCCACUGCUACAAGUUCCAGAUCAUUGUUUCGGUUAAAGUCCACAAUCACAACAGGUCUACAGACGAUACUGGUCAUGCUGAAUUAUGUAUUAUGUGCUGCUUGUGAACUGGUUCACCUUAAGACCUGCUACCUUUGACUGAAAAGGGGAGGCAGCUGGUGUCUUUCCCUUUUAUAUUCUGGGAAA